Messenger RNA from Heterocephalus glaber (naked mole-rat), 1587 nucleotides. It is a transcript of the gene Lbx2, whose product is annotated as ladybird homeobox 2. NCBI's taxonomy places the organism in Eukaryota, Metazoa, Chordata, Mammalia, Rodentia, Bathyergidae. Gene Ontology annotation, biological process: regulation of transcription by RNA polymerase II. Gene Ontology annotation, molecular function: DNA-binding transcription factor activity, RNA polymerase II-specific; sequence-specific double-stranded DNA binding. The record is from RefSeq and is a predicted model, not a curated record. Gene Ontology annotation, cellular component: nucleus.
GAAGUCUGUGCUUCAAGUCAGUCUUCCUGAGGAGUGACUCCACCCUGAUCAGAAUCCCUCCUCUGAGGCUGUUACUGAGCCUCUGCAGAGUGGAGAAACCAUAUCUAAACUUCAAGAGUUUCAUAAAAAGACAGAUCCACUGAGAGACCAAUAGACUGAAUAGGAACCCCUUUCUAGAGGCCAGCCUUGCUGGCCAAGAACCCUCUUGAGCAUUAGUGCCAUCUCCAGUGCAGCAUGUUUCUCUCCGGAGACUCCGCUGUCCUUGUGUUUUGAGUUAAUUGGAACCUCUAAGACACGGCAGGGCAGACUCGCAGACUCCCGUCUACUCAUUUGCACUGGCUUCUUCGCGGUAUUCCCACUAUUGCUGUUGCUCUCCUGGGCCCGGUCCUCCGUGUCUCACCUCCCAGACCCCCACGCCACACUAAUCACUUCCAGCCACCAGGAUCUCUUUAAGAGCGUUUUAUUACAGGAGUUGGUGCAGAACAGGGGGCCAGGUUAGGAGACUGAGGUCUACUUGAGAUCAGGGAUCCUAGCACAAUCAGCCCUGGUCCUCCUCCUUGAAACUUUGCAAAUCUCCAGCUGUUGGGGCCAGGAAAAGCAGUUUUAUCGCCCAGGAGUUUAUGAGCUGGAGGGGAGGAGCUCAAGGCAGGAGACUGCGGACGGCACACAGAAUCCAGCAGAAUGGGACCAGUUUCGGUGUGCACUUGGCUGUGCCCUGCAACACGGCCCUAGUCUGGCGGACGGUUCUGCGGUUUUCUCUCUGCGCCUCUCUACUCUGUAGAAAUAAGGCUGCUGGGACGUCUAUGGGCUCCAGACCCUCCGUGGCCCUAGGGGAAAGAUAGGGGCACAGAAGGAGGGGCACACAGGACUCCAGCGCCGGGGGCGGGUCUGAGACAAGGGGGCCCGAAUUGGGAGCCGAGCGGGGGGCCCAGGCAGCUUCGGAGUAAAGCGCAGCGGGCUGCGGGACCACAAUAUCCCAUCCCGGUGGGCCAUGAAUUCGGGACGCCAGGCCCGGACACCCUUCAGCAUCGCAGACAUUCUAGGCCCGCGCACGGAGCCCCGAGCACCCUCUGCGCCACCGCUUCCAGAGCCCGGCCCGGGUCCCACGUCGCCCCUGGGCGCGCUGGAGGAGCUGACCAGUAAAACCUUCUGCGGACUGGAUGGGUGCGGCCCCCCGCAACCCUCUGAAGACAAGGCCGCCCCAGCCGUGCUGGGGCCUCCUUCCGCGGGCCGCAGACGGCGCAAGUCACGCACUGCGUUCAGCGCGCAGCAGGUGCUGGAGCUGGAGCGGCGAUUCGUCUUCCAGAAGUACUUAGCACCAUCAGAGCGCGACGGACUAGCUGCGCGACUCGGCCUGGCCAACGCGCAGGUUGUCACUUGGUUCCAGAACCGCCGUGCCAAGUUCAAGCGCGACGUGGAGGAGAUGCGCGCUGAUGUGGCCUCCCUACGCGCGUUGUCCCCUGGAGUUUUGUGCCGCCUAGCUCUGCCCAGUGGUGCUCAAAGCCCUGGCCGUCGCCCCACUGGGCCUGACUCCGGGACCCACCUGUCAGACGAAGAGAUACAGGUGGACGAUUGAAGGCAAAGCCA